GUGUAUCGAUGAUGGUCGACUAUUAAUACUGCCCAGUUGUUAGCUGUAACACGCAGCAUCGUGUCUGUUCGAUAAAUAAACGGUGUUUUCCAUUUGAUCGGCUUUUCCUGUUCGCCAAUUCGACCAAUCAACGAUACGAUUCUGUGUCUGUGUUGUGCGCUCUUCUUUUUCUUUCCUUCAUCUCAAUAUUAUAUUCGGUGAUCUUGAAAAAACCCGGCCUUCGUGCGUUAAACGAAAGGCAUUCGACAAAAGGAUGGGCCUGUUCCUGUUGUUUCUCGCGUUGAACGUUCUGUUCGCGACUGCAUACAAGAACGAAUAUUGCCAGAGACGAACGGACGAUCAAGUUAUCUGGGAGUACGAUGUGAGGAGAUCGUAUAGGAUCGGUGCAUAUCAAGAAGUCGAGGCAGAGUACGGGCCCACGAGUGCAACGAUCACGUGCAUAGGAGUCGAUUCGUUAUCAGACGAGAACAACGGAGCCAUGUGGGUUACUUCCGGCGGUAUAGGAUACAAUUUUAUCAAAAUUAAGUUCAGGUCGAAAUACUCCAGAGGACUUCAUUACCGAGUCUACGUUUAUGGGAAACCACAUUUGAAAAUAUGAUCUUUAAUUUACACGCAUCUUUGUAAUUAUCAUUAUUUAUGAUUUACAUAUAACAUUUUGAAAAUUUAUCUUGAAA
This is a messenger RNA of Osmia lignaria (orchard mason bee), 674 nucleotides long. RefSeq lists its product as uncharacterized. The record is from RefSeq and is a predicted model, not a curated record. NCBI's taxonomy places the organism in Eukaryota, Metazoa, Arthropoda, Insecta, Hymenoptera, Megachilidae.